This is a messenger RNA of Rhodamnia argentea, 1534 nucleotides long. Its product is annotated as lysophospholipid acyltransferase LPEAT1-like. The coding region runs from base 290 to 1363 and encodes 357 amino acids. Gene Ontology annotation, cellular component: endoplasmic reticulum. NCBI's taxonomy places the organism in Eukaryota, Viridiplantae, Streptophyta, Magnoliopsida, Myrtales, Myrtaceae. The record is from RefSeq and is a predicted model, not a curated record. Gene Ontology annotation, molecular function: lysophosphatidylethanolamine acyltransferase activity. The transcript has 8 exons. Gene Ontology annotation, biological process: phospholipid metabolic process.
CAAAGAGGGAGAAUUUUUUGUCCCGGUGUCAAACAGCCGCUUAAGUUAUAAGCGUCACGUAUCAGUUCCGCGCGCAAGCCACGUCUCUUGCUCCCUUCCAGCUCGGGAAAUCGCAGGCAACUUCGCCAUUGGACGUGUCGACACCACGAGCUCGAGCAAAAAUGCGCCGACUGCGAAACGCUUAGAAUUUUGUCGAACACUUGACUCGCGAAACUCCCCAGACUCUCUCUUGCUCACUCAACUCGUCAACCAAAUCUGCUUCCACAACAGGCAGCUUCCCGAUCCAUCAAUGGAGCCCGACCUCGAGCACCCUGUGAUCGAUACGAAGCCGCCCUGCGACGAGCUGGAGAGGAAGUUCGCUCCGUUCGUCCGCCACGACGUGUACGGCCCCAGGGGGCGCGGCGACCCGCCUCUGGCCGAGAAGGUGCUCCUAGGCCUCGCGCUGGUGACGAUCGUGCCCGUGCGCGUCGUGGUCGGCGUGAGCCUGGCCCUGUUCUACUACUCCAUCUGCAGGGUCUGCACUCUCGGCUUGGAGCCGCACCGGGAGGACGACCAGGAGGACUACGCUCACGUCGGAGGGUGGCGGAGGGCGGUGAUCGUGUACUCCAGGAGGUUCUUGUCCCGGGUCAUGUUCUUCACGCUCGGGUUUUACAGGAUUCGUGAGAGGCGUUGCGGGCCGAGAAUUCUCAAGUCCGGUGAUGGUGAGAAUUUUGCCGUAGAGCAGCUUGAGGAGAACGAGAGGCCGGGAGCGAUUAUAUCUAACCAUGUAUCUUACAUAGACAUAUUGUAUCACAUGUCGUCCUCUUUUCCAAGCUUUGUUGCCAAGAGAUCGGUGGCUGAACUUCCCAUUGUUGGCCUUGUCAGCAAGUGCCUUGGUUGUAUCUAUGUCCAGAGGGAGUCAAAAGCAUUAGACUUCAGGGGGGUUGCAGGUAUUGUGGCUAAAAGAGUUCAAGAAGCUCAUGUGAAUAAAGAUGCCCCAGUAGUGAUGCUUUUUCCAGAAGGCACAACCACAAAUGGGGAAUUUCUUCUUCCAUUUAAGACAGGUGCUUUUUUGUCAAACGCCCCUGUGCUCCCAGUGAUUCUUAGAUAUCCUUAUGAGAGAUUUAGUCCUGCCUGGGACUCAAUAUCUGGGGUGCGCCAUCUUAUUUUUCUCCUCUGUCAAUUCGUUAAUCACUUGGAGGUAACAUAUCUACCUCUUUACUACCCUUCAAAGCAAGAACAGGAUGAUCCGAAACUUUAUGCAGAUAAUGUCAGAAGGUUAAUGGCUGUAAUGGGAAAUUUGAUGCUAUCGGAUAGCGGAUUGGCUGAGAAGCGAAUAUACCACGCUGCUCUCAAUGGUAACUGCAUGCAGAAAGACGAUUGAGUUACCCCAUUGACAUUAGGUAAUUCUAUGGGCAAGGUAGCAAUUAAAGUUCAUUGGUCAAAUACUUCUUGCUGUUGAUGCAUUCCAUUCUCUGAGCUAACAAUUUACGUAGUUACACACCUACGACAAGGUUGAAGCUCUCUUGUGCCGUUGCAAGUCUGAUUAGUCGAG